CGUCCACAAUCCGCGGCCCCGGGCGCAGCACAGUAAUUCGGGUUGCCUUAUGAAGGUGGCGGUCACUGGCGCCUCGGGCUUGACGGGCUCGCUCGUCGUGCGUAAGCUGCAGGAGCGCGGGCACACGCCGCUGGCUGUCGUCCGGUCGCAGGACAAGGCGGACGAGCUGUGCGCCAGCUAUGCGAAUCUGGACGUUGCCCUCGCGGACGUGACUGGGCCGGACGCAAGGGCGAGCCUGGAGACUGCCCUCGGUGGGGCCGAUGCGCUCAUCAUCUGCACGAGCGCAAAGCCAAAGCUGGACUUUUGGUCGCUUCCGGGCGUCAUCUUUGGCAAGAUGAUGGGCAACAAGGACGCCAAGCCCCGCUUCUCCUUCCCCGCGGGGGCGGCGCCGCGCGAUGUCGACUACGAGGGAACGCGAGUGCAGAUCGCCGCGGCCAAGGCGGCGGGCGUGUCGCACGUGGUGCUGCUCUCCUCGAUGGCAGGCACGCUGCCGGAGCACUUUCUGAACGUGUCGAUGGACAAGAUCGUGCUUUGGAAGCGGCGCGCCGAAAUGGAGCUCAUCGCCUCCGGCUUGGAGUACACGGUCAUCCACCCCGGCGGCCUGCUCCCGCACUAUGGCCAGAAGGAGCCCGCCCCAGGCGGACAGAGAGCGCUGGUCGUGGGGGUGGACGAUGCGCUGAUGGAGCGCGACGCCGCCGGGCGCGUCAUCCCUCGCGAGGACGUGGCCGCGCUCUGCGUGCUCGCGCUCGACACGCCCGAGGCGCGAGGCCGCUCCUUUGACGUCGUGAGCAGCCCGCCUGGCGAGGGCGCCGCCUUCUCCGGCGACAUGGCGGCCCUCCUCUCCAGCCUUUCCGGCGAGAACUGCGACUACUCGAAGCCGGCCAACCUGGAAGAGCUGCUGGGCUGAAGAGGCUGUGCGCUUCGCGUGCAGAGAUUUGUGGUACUUUGGCCCGCGCGGUUCGAGCGUUCGAGCAGGCUUUUGAGUUUGGCUCUUUGGCUGUUUCUAUUCGUUUGGUGAGAGUAACGUGUGUCGGUCGGGUGGCCAGCAAAUAAAUUGUUUUGUAUAUUUUAUUAGACGGUCUGCGUGAUCGC
This is a messenger RNA of Emiliania huxleyi CCMP1516, 1092 nucleotides long. RefSeq lists its product as hypothetical. The coding region runs from base 50 to 907 and encodes 285 amino acids. The record is from RefSeq and is a predicted model, not a curated record. Lineage: Eukaryota; Haptophyta; Isochrysidales; Noelaerhabdaceae. The transcript has 3 exons. Gene Ontology annotation, molecular function: oxidoreductase activity.